AUGCGCGCAACCCCACGGAGACUGAGAGGAAAAGAUCUCGACUAUCAGCGAACCUACAAGGCUUGCAUGCCCUGCGCCCGACGGAAAGUAAAAUGCGAGCCCGACAGUGAAAGGUGCCGCCGCUGCACAGCCAAGAACCUCGACUGCACUUACAACUCGAAGAAGCCCUGGUCGAGGGAUCGAGGGAGUCGGACUGGUGCAACAUCAGGCGAAGGAGAUUCAAUCGGCAAUGACCCUAGCGUGGGAGUUUCCGAAGCCGGGGUUCAGAGAGCCCACGAAACGGGAAAUUCCCGCAGUCCAGAUACACCCGUUAAUCAGGAUGGUCUGUCGACAUCGGUACUCCAAAAGGUUGUAUCGAACAAUAGUGACGCGAUGGAUAUCCUGUUCGAGGCCGCUCUUCAAGAGUCCACCGACAAUGGACUUGACCCGACGCAAACCGCGCCUGAAUUGACCGAUGCAGACGUGCUACGAAUAUGGAAUGCUUGUCGAUUCGUGAAAAUGGGAUGGUUCUCCGCCCACGAAGCCAUGCAAUUAAUGGACCUGUAUAAUAUGGCCCCCCUCUCACCAGUCUUGACGAACUUCUUCGCCUCUCAUAAAAACCAAUACUACCUCGUUACUCAAGAGCCAAUGCUCUGCUAUACUAUCCUCAUGAUAUCUUCACGCUACCAUACCCUCCCAGGCGUGGGAGGGUACUCGCGCUCGUUCUUCAUUCAUCAUCGAUUAUGGCAACAUUGCCAACACCUCCUGCUUCGGAUCACACUCGGCCAAGAGAAGAUAUCCAAAGCAAAAACCAGAACGAUAGGCAGCGUUGAAGCACUAUUGCUGAUGUCCGAGUGGCAUCCGCGAGCCUUACAAUUUCCGCCCGAGACAGAUGGCUGGGACUCAGACUUUAUCAUGACUAGCCCUGACAUUCGCGACCCGCCUUCCACAGAGGAUAUGGCUGUUUCUCUUCGGUGGCGGGAAGACGUGGUCGAGCCGACGAAGAGGUUCGAGCGGAUGUCGUGGAUGGUCCUUAAUUCUGCGCUGGCUCUGGCACACGAGCUAGGUGUGUUUGGUUGUACUUCCAGGCUUGCCAAGCAGGAUGAUCUUGUUGGCCUCGACGCUGAAAGGUAUCUUGAGUAUUUGGAAGUGCGGCGUCAGCGAUUGCCUAGUCUGCUGUUCACGUUUAUCAAUUCUUUAUCGUCGAGGCUGGGAUGCACCUCACCUAUGCCUUCGGAAGUGGGUAUACCAAUGCCAGAAACGCGGACCUCGCUGCUAUCAAUUGAUAGAGAAUGGUUGCUGUUCAUGAGUGCAUGGGCUGAGUUAAUGAAGCUGACCAGCUCUGUGACGGAUACUCUGUUCCCGCUUAUGAAUGUCUCCGACAACAAUGCUACAGAUACUUUCAUCGCAAUCCUAGACCGCAAACAGGUAAUGUUGGCAAACUGGAAGCAGAGGUAUCUCAACAUUGCAGGUAAGUCUUUGAUCAUCAGUUUGGUCCGAUUUCUAACGCCAGCAGACAAGGGUCUUCCCUACACCCAAACUUUGUUCAUCGAAUACCAGCAUCUGAGAAUCCUCGUGAACUCCAUCGGUAUGCAAAGAAUUGUUCAAAGGGUUCUCCAAAACAGCGUUCAACCCCCAAAGGGCUCAACAAUCGACCCCUCUUUCAUCGAGCGCGCAAGACGACUAAACAUGACGACAAGAGAAUACAGCUUCAUCGAGGAAGUGAUUGAUGGCUGCUGCCAGACCCUCGAACGAGUCACUACACUAAGCGAAUCACUGCAUUUUUCACCUAUGAGAACGCUAUUUCGAACGAUCAGCUCCUCCAUCUUCCUUAUGAAAGCCCUUGCGCUGGGAGUCCGCAACUCAAAGCUCCAAGAGGCGCUUCAAAUCCUCGAUCGGACCAUUGCAGUGUUGUUAGAUACAGAGCAGGACGAUGUGCAUUUGAGAUCGAGGUAUGCAGCUCUCUUACAGACACAGGUAUCGCGUCUGAGAGAAAGCUUGGUGUCUUCUUACCCUGCAAGCCAUGAGCCUGAUCCUUACGAUCUAUCCAUGGAUAUGGAGCUUUCGGACGCUGCUUUCAACAACUGGCUCGCUUUGCCUUUUGAUUCUUCUAUGGCGCCAUUCGGGUCUACGGGGGAAUUUGAUAGGUUGGAUGGAGUUGAUCUGGACCUGGAUUUUUUAUGGCAACUUCCCCCUUGA
Molecule: messenger RNA, 2178 nt
Organism: Penicillium olsonii
Lineage: Eukaryota; Fungi; Ascomycota; Eurotiomycetes; Eurotiales; Aspergillaceae
Source: the annotation of a GenBank genome assembly